CGUGGCGAAGUAGUGGGGGGGGAAGGCGGGAUCUGGGGGCCGAGAGCGGUUCGCGCGCUUCGGGCCUAGUCUCGACUCGCCGCCUCCGCCGCCAUAUUCCCGUGGCAUCUUUCUUACUUUGUCCGUUUUCCGGGCUCGCGAUCUGCCUUCCGGAGCCAUGUCAGAAGGAGUGGACCUGAUUGAUAUAUACGCCGACGAGGAGUUCAAUCAGGACCCAGAGUUCAACAAUACAGAUCAGAUUGACCUGUAUGAUGACGUGUUGACAGCCACUUCACAGCCCUCAGAUGACAGAAGCAGCAGCACUGAGCCACCUCCUCCUGUUCGCCAGGAGCCGUCUCCCAAGCCUAAUAACAAGACCCCUGCAAUUCUGUACACCUACAGUGGCCUGCGUAAUAGGCGAGCUGCUGUUUAUGUGGGCAGCUUCUCCUGGUGGACCACGGACCAGCAGCUGAUCCAGGUUAUUCGCUCUGUAGGCGUCUAUGAUGUGGUGGAGUUGAAAUUUGCAGAGAACCGAGCAAAUGGCCAGUCCAAAGGGUAUGCUGAGGUGGUGGUAGCCUCUGAAAACUCUGUCCACAAAUUGUUGGAACUCCUGCCAGGAAAAGUUCUUAAUGGAGAAAAAGUAGACGUGAGGCCAGCCACCAGGCAGAACCUGUCACAAUUUGAGGCACAGGCUCGGAAACGUGAGUGCGUCCGAGUCCCAAGAGGGGGAAUACCUCCACGGGCUCACUCCAGAGAUUCUAGUGAUUCUGCUGAUGGACGGGCCACACCCUCUGAGAAUCUUGUACCCUCAUCUACCCGUGUGGAUAAGCCCCCCAGUGUGCUGCCCUACUUCAACCGCCCUCCAUCAGCCCUUCCCCUGAUGGGUCUGCCCCCACCUCCAAUUCCACCCCCACCACCUCUCUCCUCAAGCUUUGGGGUCCCUCCUCCUCCUCCUGGCAUCCACUACCAGCAUCUCAUGCCCCCUCCUCCUCGAUUACCUCCUCAUCUGGCUGUACCUCCCCCUGGGGCCAUCCCGCCUGCCCUUCACCUCAAUCCAGCCUUCUUCCCCCCGCCAAAUGCCACAGUGGGGCCUCCACCAGAUACAUAUAUGAAGGCCUCGGCACCCUAUAACCACCAUGGCAGCCGAGAUUCGGGCCCUCCGCCCUCUACAGUGAGUGAAGCAGAAUUUGAAGAGAUCAUGAAGCGAAACAGAGCAAUUUCCAGCAGUGCCAUUUCCAAAGCAGUAUCUGGAGCCAGUGCAGGGGAUUACAGUGACGCGAUUGAGACGCUGCUCACAGCCAUUGCUGUUAUCAAACAGUCCCGGGUCGCCAAUGAUGAGCGUUGCCGUGUCCUCAUCUCUUCUCUUAAGGACUGUCUUCAUGGCAUUGAAGCCAAGUCCUACAGUGUGGGUGCCAGCGGGAGCUCGUCCAGGAAAAGACAUCGGUCCCGAGAGAGGUCGCCUAGCCGGUCCCGGGAGAGCAGCAGGAGGCACCGGGACCUGCUUCACAAUGAAGAUCGGCAUGAUGAUUAUUUCCAAGAAAGGAACCGAGAACACGAGAGACAUCGGGAUAGAGAACGGGACCGGCACCACUGAGAAAGGAGUCUGGUGGGAAGUGAAUGUUUUUUAAUGGACUUGCAUCUCCUCACCUUGAUCAGGACUAAAGGACGGAGGCCGCUCUACCCCUUCCCCUUCCUCCAAACCCCUAACUCCCUCCAGACACCCAGGGAAUACCCUCUGCCCUACAGGAUUGAAGACUGUCUGGCAGCCUUCCCCGUCCCACACCUCCUGUUUGCCAGGGGAAGGAACCUAAAGACUUUGUGUGGUUGGGAGGGGAGACAGACAGGAAGAAAACAUGUACAGCCCCCUGGUCUCCAUAGAGAAUGGUGCUUUGUUCAAGGAAACAUGAGUUUCUGAUUCUCCAGGAGUAGUUCAGUGGUGAGGUUGAUGGGAAGACUUCCUUCUCAAAGAAAAUGAGUCCUUCAUGUGAGAACUAGGAGAGGGACUGGGUGUGCCAAAAUAUGCCCAGGGUCCUGCCCUCAGCACUAGGUUUGAUGGGGCCAAGAGGGUCCAAACCCCUUGCUAACAUACCACUUCUUUGUUUAACUCCUUUACCUUCCUAGCCCUUUGAGGAGGGACCAUGAGAACAGAAAUUUAUGAAAAGCUUCUCUUGCUUUUCUUACAUACUGACGGUUUGUUUCCCUGACCCCCCAGAGGGCUGAACCCUUCCAACUCCCUGCUGCCCAGCCCCCUCAGUGGACUUGCCCCUCCUAAGCAGAGAAGGCGCAUGAGGUUGCUGUCUGCUGGAAGCCCUGCAGAGCCAAUUACCAGCCUCUGCUGCUUCGUGCUUGGUUGCCUCUUGCAAUAACCAGCUCUACUAGGUGUUCUUUUUUCCCCCAGGGCUUUGCCGUUUCACACAUGGAGCCCUUCCCCAAGAAGGCUGCUUCCUUGUUUUAGAGGAAGGUACUGCCAUUGGGAAGGUGGGGACAUUGGACCUCAGCAGUGAAGAACCCUUGUGAAGUACCAGGAGUGGGGAAGGAGGCAAGUUGGGCAGGAUACAACCUACUUCCAUAGGCUUUUCUUUUUUCAGGUUUGGUGUAAGCAUGGGCUUGCAUCUCCCAGGUACUAGUUUUACUUACUGUGGGAUAACCUGGCACUAGUAGACAGGUAAAAGUCACAAGUUUGGUGUCUUUUCACCUUUUGACUAUUGAUUUAGUAGCUCCCCUUGGUCUGCCUGGAGGUACUUCCUGCUUCUGAUAAAGAGCAGGGAAGAAGUGGAGCCUGACUUGAAUGAGCUCAGAGGUCUAAGGACCACCACUCGGGGGGCCAUUAUCCACACAGGCAUAUGGAAUUGCUUUUCCCAUAACAUCUAAAUUGUGAUGUUCUUGUUGCUGAGGGAAGCAGCAGCAACAGGGUCCUGCAGUACCCGUGGGGUGGUGGGUGCUCUUUGCAUCUACAGGGCAUGUGGCAUGAGACUUAGCAUGUAAGAGGUAGGGUCAUUGGAGACCCUUCUGGCUCAGGGAGAGACUGAGUUGGACUGAACCCUUCCUUUCUUCCCUGCACGUUUCUGACAUAGCCCGCAUUCAGUCACUGAGGGAGUCCCCCGGGCUUGGAGAGGCACAUUCCCAUGGGACAGAGGCUACAGGUUUGUAGCUCUUCUUUCCCCUGUCCCAAAUCCCAUCCCCACCUCCACUUCAGAACAUGGCACCCCGCCCAACUGGCCAAGUGUUAAGUGAUGUGCUUAUCCUUGAGAGCAGCUCCAGGUGUCUUCUUAAAAUGUAGAGAAAACCAAGUAAGGUGACAGUGUAAGGAAAAAAUAUAUAGAAUACCAGAAAAGCUGUUUACCCGGAGAAUUUUUUCUCCCCAUUUUUUUGUUUUGUUUUGUUUUUACUCAAUGACACAAUUUUUAGUUUUAUUUCCCGAUAGCAAAAGGAAAAAAACCCAACCCUCAAAAAGGCCAAGGCCCCGUCCCCCUGUUGUCGGUGAUUUGUUUGUCUUUCCGAUAGGUUGAAAAUUGUGUAAUAAACUUGAUGACGCUGUCAAUCUUUUAUACUGCAUUGUAUUUUUUUCCUUUUGUAACAAAGUAUUUUUAAAUAAUAAAUGGGGUGUGUGAGCUGUC
This is a messenger RNA of Miniopterus natalensis, 3596 nucleotides long. It is a transcript of the gene CPSF7, whose product is annotated as cleavage and polyadenylation specific factor 7. Gene Ontology annotation, molecular function: RNA binding. The record is from RefSeq and is a predicted model, not a curated record. NCBI's taxonomy places the organism in Eukaryota, Metazoa, Chordata, Mammalia, Chiroptera, Miniopteridae.